GUUGCGAGCCAUUAUGAUAAAAAUGCCACCUCGACGGCCUCGCGGUGCUGCAACCCUUGAAGUACGCCUCCGAGAAGGGCUGCGGUAUUUUCCUGGUUUACGCGAGGACGCAGAGCUAAAUUCCGCGCGCCUCGAGGACCUGGACGAUGCACUCAAAUCAGCAGACCUGGCCUUAAUCGGCAGCACCACAAUCCUGAGCGGCAUUGUGGCUGCUCAUGCUUGGGCCGCACGCGCGCUCGCCGCUGACGUUUUGCAUGCCUCAGGUGCCUGGGUACUGGAAGUGACACUAGAGAAAUUAUAUCGCCUCACAAGCCAGCAAGGCGGCCCGGCCGCUGACCGGCUGGUCCGCGCAUUGCUCAGAGCAGACACGCUGGCGGUUUACUCGCGGUUGUGUUCGUGCAUGCUGCUGCCCACCCGCGGCGCCGCCGCUGCUCACCGCGGCGCGACGCCGGGCAAAACCAAGCUGGGGCUACUCGUGCUGGUGCUUCAAACUCUUUUCGAGGUUGCCUCCUGCGUGGGUAAGAGCCCGGACGCUGGCCUGAAGCUGGAGCUGGUCGAGGCGCUGGCGCACACGCAGCUGCUCGAGCACGCCGCCCGGGCGCUGCUGCACGCCGCCCAGACCACCCAGGCUGCGUCGGCGGGCGCAGGCGCAGGCGCAGCAACAGGCGCGGCAGCAGGCGUAGCAGCAGGCACGGCGGCGGACCCGAUCGCUGAGAUGUGGAAGCACGUGGCGGCAGCAGCAGCAUUCAUGUCCGAAACGCUGCCGUGUCUGAUGAAUGGCCUCGGCUACACAGAAGUGUACCCAAGGCCACGCAACCAUGACGCACUGGCUGGGCGCACACACAACCCGGACCAGUUCGACCUGCUCAAGCAGCUGCGGCCGCUGCUCGCCGGCCCCUGCGUGCAGCUCUUCGUGGCGUGGGCGGGCCUGUGCGCAGCCAUGACCGUACGGCAAGGGGCCAGCGAUGGCAGCACUGGGCAGAGCUUGGCACCUGCCGGGUCACAGCUGUGGCACGGGCUGCCGCCGACGCUGGUACUGCCCAUGCAGUUGCGGCAGGCCGCAUUCUCUGUCAUGGCAACUGUUACUCCUCAGGUGCUUGCUGUCGUGCUCCAGGCGACUGUCAGCGGCCCCUGCGACCUGGCCGUCGCUCAGCCGCCCGUUGGCUACGACCGCCCGGCGCCGGACAGCCCACACCGGCAACCGGUGCUGCAGCAACAGGCGGUGGCAGCCGCGGCAGGGUCGUCAUCGUCAGCCGCAGCCACGCAAGCAGCACUGGCCGACGUGGCAGCGCCGUUCAGCGCGCUACACGCGUACGCCCUGCUGCGAGAAGUCUGGUGCGGCUUGGCGUGCGACAGCAAGAGCCACAUGUUUGACAUGUGCGCCAUCGCUUUGGUGAUGGCCCGGCUGCUGACGGAGCUGCAGCCCCGGCGGGCGGCGGAGCUGCUGCCGGGCUGGUGGCGGCUGGUGGCGCAGGAGCCGUCCAUGCUUGUUCAGCAACACGAGCUUUCGCGGGACGCAGGGAUGCUGCUGCGGCUGCAGCUGAGCGCGCGGCCGCCGGCGGGGUGGGCUGCUGAGGUGACGGAUGCAGCUUCCGUGGUCGCGGCGAGCGUGGACUGGCCGCCGGAAACGGCGCAGGUGCAGGAGGCGGAGGCGGGAACCGCCGGCAGUGGCGUUUCCGCGGCCGUAGCAGCGAAGGCGGCAGCCAGCCUGGCGUGCGGGAGGGACCCCAGCUACAGCCUGCGCUGCGCGCUGGACGCAGGAAUGCUGCCGGCCGUGGAGCGGUGCCUUCGCGCGCCGCAGGCGUGGCAGCAGGCCUGCGAUGGGCCGAGCAGCGCCUGCACGUUAUUGCAUGUCGUGAACUGCGUGCUGCGCUACUCGGGCGUGUGGCCCGCAGUGCUGGCGCGCGGGCCCGUGCAGCAGGCGGUGUCGCUGAUUGCCACGCUGGGCGCAGCAGCUCGGCGGCUGCAGGGGGGUGACACGGCCGUUGAUCAUGUUUUGCUCGCCGCGAAGCCGGGCAUGUGUGCGGCUGCAGAAUGCGGCGCCGGGGGCUACCUGUGUGCCUACCUUGCCGCACUGCUGGAGCAGGUUGCGGACGUGCGGGCGCUGCGUGAGCGGGCACAGGAGCAGCGGGAGGGGCAGCAGCAAGCGAGGGGGCAACAGCAGCAAGGGCAGCUAGCAGCCACCGAUAUCACAGCCGUAGCUCCCGCACCGCUGUGCCUCAACUUGGUGCUGGAGUGGGUGGUUGCGCAGGACAGUAGUGCCACGCCCUCCCAGUGCUCCAUCGCCUGGAUGGCAGCGACAGGCGGCAUGCCAGCUGCCGGCUCCCCAGCGGACUGGCAGCAGCAGCUGCUCACGAGCUUUGCGGUGCACCUCUGGCUUCCGUCGCUGGCACGGGCAACGGAGGCAGCCGUGGCGGACUUCGCGACGGCGCGCCCCGAGCGCAAUCUGUCGCAAGCGGUCCUGGUGGGGCGGCUGCUGAUGGAUGUGCUCUGGCGCGAGGAGCGCCCAACGACUGUGGAUGACGGCGGCACGGGUUCUGGUGCAGGAGCCGCGGCCGGCAAGGAAGUGCACAGCCCGCGGCCGGAGGCGGCGUGGUGGGAGGGCGUGCAGCAGACUGACCUGCUUGCUAACAGCAUGCACCACAUUGCGGACGUGCUGACAACGGAGGCACCAGUGCUGCUGUUCAUGUGCUGCCCGGCUUGGCAGCAGGCGGCGGCGUUGGACCUGCUUCAGUCCUAUUGGGCGCGCUUCCCGGGGAGGGCGUACGACGCCACCAAAGCCUGGGCAGAACGUAUGGCGAAGGAGCAGCAGUACCAGCAGCAGCAUAAAAAGGAAGGGGAGGAGGAGGAGGAGCAGCAGCGGGACGGCCAGUUGCAAGACGCGGCGGGCAGCAGCGGCAACGCGGCGCAGCAGCCGCCACCGCCCGAGCUAAUGUUGCAGCACCUGGAGCCGCUGCCGGUGCAGCGCCUGGCGCUGUUGCAUGGGCGGCAGGACAUUGCGGAUUACCUGGACUCGGCAGCUGUGAAAGCGAAGGAAGAGGUUGCGAAGCGGGUGGGGAACGCUGCGUCCGCGGCGGACAGCAGCACGGAAGCGCGCGGGCCAGCAGGCUGCGAGGACGGCGGCUCAGUGCUUGCCAGCGCCAUCGAAGCAAGGCUGAUGUCGGAGUGGCGAGGCGCUGUGCGGCCGCGUUACCCGUGGCUGCUGUCUCCAGGCGAGGUACGGGCGGGGCUGCAUGACCUGAUGGCCUCGCAGGCGGUUGCGGCAGCGGCGGCGGCGGCGGCAGGAACCGUCGGAGGCAUUGGUAGCAGCAGAGCCGGCAGGAGCAGCACCGGUGCAGGACAGGACGGCACCAGCACUGGGCCGGCGUUUGGGCACAGGCUGUGCGGCAACCCGUACUGCUGCUCGCUGGACGGCCCGAGCGCGUUGGUCGCGCCUGGCAGCGGCAAGACAUGUGUGCGGUGCCGUGCAGUCACGUACUGCUGCGGCGCCUGCCAGCUGGCGGACUGGCGGGGGCGGCACUCUGGCACCUGCAGUGGAGCCGCGGCGGCGGCGGCAGGGGCAGGAGCAGCAUCAGAGAAGGCAGCGGCGUUGAAGAAGGCAUGAGCAUGCCGACAUCGGUGUAGGUAGGGCAGAAGUCCCACUGAAACGCAAACAUGGACCAUCUUCAAAAGGUUACAUGAUGGCUGGGGAGAGCCGGCCGGCUGCUUGUAGGCUGUGAGCUUGGCGGAGGCCGUAAACAACCGUAAAGGCUCGAUUGAUUGCACGCGACGACACACGGGCGCCGGCGGUGUGUAGCGGAAGGAUUGCGGGGCUACGAGUGGGGACAGCCAGUUCGGUUGUGUCAGCACAGGGGCAUUUGACGUGAUGAGCUUAAGCACUUCGCUACACAUUAGUACAGCGUAUGCUGUGUGGUUGGUAGGUAGUUGCUAGCCGGGGACUGGACCUCUGAUGCUUGACUGCUUGUGUUACGCUUAGCGUUGCCAGUGUGGGAAGCUGCUGAGCAGAUGGUCACGGCCAGCCCGGACUGAGCUGCCGGUAUGGUUCUGCAGCAGUAGUUGACAUGCGCCCAUACCACCCCAACGCGCCCAAAAUGCUGCGAAUCCAUUUGAUAUGACUGGCAUAGCACAGCACAGUAUGUGGCUCUUGAUUUUCCCCCUUUCCCUG
Messenger RNA from Chlamydomonas reinhardtii, 4165 nucleotides. RefSeq lists its product as uncharacterized. The record is from RefSeq and is a predicted model, not a curated record. Lineage: Eukaryota; Viridiplantae; Chlorophyta; Chlorophyceae; Chlamydomonadales; Chlamydomonadaceae. The transcript has 2 exons. Gene Ontology annotation, molecular function: kinase activity. The coding region runs from base 401 to 3604 and encodes 1067 amino acids.